UACGCAGGACCGGCUAAUCGGAUGGCUAGGCUGGGAUGGGAGGAUGGGGUGAGGGGAGACAGGAGCCUGUUCGGCGCGCGCCUCCCCUCCCCCUUCCUCGCUCGCUCCAAACCAGCCCCCCUCCCCUUCGGACCUUGGUCCUCAUUGGCCUCGUGCGCGCCCGCGCGCUGCCCUCUCUUUCCGUUCUCGUCGCCUCGCGCGCUCCUCCGGGCUCUGCUUCCCCAUCGCUCCCCGGCAGCAUGGCGCGCGCCGCGCCGGGGCGAGGCCUGAGGUGUCUGAAAGGUUGGAAGGGAGCGCGUUCCCUCCGCCACCCACGCGCGCCUCCGCUCCCACCCAUCUCCGCGAGUCGUCUUCCCUCUGAUCGUCCCUGCGCGGGUCUGGAUGCCGAAAAAUGGUGGGGCUCUCCCAAAUCUCGGAGGCCCAGAGCUUCCCUCGGAGUUUGAAGAUUGAUUAACCCUUCCCCCGCCGCCCCGCUUCUGGCUCAAGCUUUGCGCUGGAACGGUUGCCUUUGGCCUGCCUUUGUGCGCGUGCCGUAGUUUACCCCCGGGGCGCAGCCCGGGGUUGUUCAGUGCUUUGUAAUUAGUACACUACUACUUUCGUGCGUACGACAUUCUCGUUACCGGCUUAUUAGUAAUCACUCUUGUUCCCAAAGGACUACAGAAACUAGGACUCAAGAGCGUACCCAUUAGGGUGUGUUUGCUCACAGUUUCUUUAAAGAGCAGCCUGGUGGUUUCUUUUUAAAAAACGAAAAUAAAAACAAUAAAGCCUUUUACGAAAUCUGACGGGAAGAGCUUUUGAUUUUUGAACUUGGGAAACAAAUAAUGACACUUGCUGCCUGACUCAGUCUGGGGUGUGAAAACACUGAAGCGCUCAAUCCAGUGUUACUCGGAUUAAACAUCUCACUUCUAUUUGUUGGCAUAUAAACAACUGGAUGGUUUCUUCCUUGAAUCUAGUUUCUGCAUCAUCCCUUUCCCCAUCUUUCUUUUAUCCUGAGGAUCUUCUUUGAAGUUUACCACAUUCUCAGUCAUAAAGUUCAAAACUAAGUUUAACUUCUAAAUGGAAAUAAUUCUUCCAGAAGCGUUUUGUUAAAUGUUGCAUGCUUAUAAAAACUUGCUCGUUUAUGCUAUUUAAUAUGUUUAGUUUUUUCAUAGGUCAUAGUUGUUAUAUCUUCAAGGGAUGCCCCAGUUCAUCCAAAAGUUGUUCAUUUCCAUAUAUAUUUUUGACUGGUACUAUUUAUUUAAAGGGGAACUGUUAACAUAGUCAACUCUUGGAUUACUAUAGGGAUUUCUUUUAUCGAUUCAGUAUUCUUCUGAGGUAGUUGUAUGGUUUUGAUAAAGAAUCUGUAUAAGACUGAGGUCACCUCCAAAUUUUAAACUGCUGCCUUUAUUUUAAACUGCUUCCUUAUGUGAGAGGAAGUCAGGAUUUUUAUUUCACUAAGAAACAGUUUUAGAACUUUGUGGGAAGAGUCAUCUUUGGACAGAAAUUUGGGAAUCAUGACCUACAUUUACCACCAAGAAAAGAUUUGAAUAUUUGAGACUUCCUUUUUCAAAAAAUCAUCAAUCACCUCUACAUCAUUGACCUGCAGGUGGCAGUGCAUUUCUAAGACCCAGUGGGCAGUGGGGAAAAUUUUGCAAUGCAAUGUUCCAUACAGCUGGUUGGUGGAAGAGCUAGCCAGAACACAGGUUUCCUGACUCCCAGGCUUGAGCUCUGUUGACUCCUUCUGAACCUCUGUGUGUCUGCCUAUAAAACAGCAGUUCUCAUCCCUGCCCCCUGGCCCUACCUCUCAACAAUGGUGAUGCACCCUGUAGGUGCUCUGUGCACAAACGGCCUACUGGUGCAGAAGAUCCUAGGAAGCCCCAGGAGCCACUCAGGAAAGGAAAGUUGCUUUCCGAAUAUAAGGUAGGGAUAGAUAUUAAUAAGGCAGCGGAAAGAAGAAAUAUGAAUACGGCUCCAGCAAGACCCAGCCCAGCACGAAGGGAUCCAUAUGGUUUUGGAGAUGGUCGGGAUGCAAGACGGGAUCGGUCCCCAGUUCGAGGCAGCCCAAGGAGAGAACCCAGGGAUGGCAGGAAUGGCCGAGAUGCCCGAGACUCCAGAGACAUGCGGGACCCCAGGGAUGCCAGAGACAUGCGGGACCCCAGGGAUUCUAGAGACAUGCGGGACCCCAGGGAUUCUAGAGACAUGCGGGACCCCAGGGAUUCUAGAGACAUGCGGGAUCCCAGGGAUAUGAGGGAUCCCAGAGAUGCCAGAGACAUGCGGGAUCCUCGGGAUAUAAGAGAUCUCAGGGACCUUGGAGAUCCUCGAGAGCUGAGAGAUCCCAGGGAUAUGAGAGAUCUACGUAAUAUUCGGGAUGUCCCACGAGACCCUAUGUAUGACAGAUACCAAGAAGUGAGGGAUUCACGGGAUCCUGUCUAUAAUAGGAGAGAAGAAUCAUAUGACCGUUAUUUGCGCAUGGAAGAGUAUUACAGAAGGAAGGAUGACACUUAUUUUGAUCGUUACAGAGAACAUUUUGAUGGACGAGCUCCCCCAGGCCCAGAAAAUCAGUCUCGUGCUAAAGAACGUCUGAAGCGUGAGGAGCGGCGUAGAGAAGAGCUGUAUCGUCAGUAUUUUGAGGAAAUCCAAAGGCGCUUCGAUGCUGAAAGGCCUGUAGAUUGCUCUGUGAUCGUGGUCAACAAGCAGACAAAAGACUAUGCUGAGUCCGUGGGGAGGAAAGUUCGAGACUUGGGCAUGGUGGUAGACCUAAUUUUCCUAAACACAGAGAUGUCACUGACACAGGCCCUGGAGGAUGUUGGAAGAGGUGGAUCUCCCUUUGCCAUUGUCAUCACCCAGCAGCACCAAGUUCAUCGCUCCUGUACAGUUAAUAUCAUGUUUGGGACUCCACAAGAGCAUCGUAACAUGCCCCAAGCAGAUGCCAUGGUGCUGGUAGCAAGGAACUAUGAACGCUACAAGACUGAAUCUCGGGAGAAGGAACGAGAGGAAAUCGCCAGGCAGGCAGCCAAGAUGGCAGAUGAGGCCAUUAUGCAGGAAAGGGAACGAGCAGCAGCAACCCCUGUGGAGGAGGGGGUACGAGGGGGCCACCCACCUGCCAUCCAGAGCCUCCUCAAUUUACUGGCUGAUAACAGGUACCUCACUGCCGAAGAAACAGACAAGAUCAUUAACUAUUUACGUGAGCGGAAGGAACGACUUAUAAGGAGCAGCGGGGACCUUCUGCCAGGUGAGCUGUGCAGCAGGGCCAAGGUGAAGUUCUGACUCUACAUUGCUAAUCUCCCAACUCAGAUGGGAAGGGUGGCACUGACCCAUAUUCUGGGGGGAUGGGUCAUCCUGUAUAGUUAAGCGAAACAAAGCACAUUGGCUAUGUCUGAAAAUGUAUUCCUCAUUUCACACCUCUAGUCCACUAUCUCUGCCAAGAGGUGGAGACAGGCUUCACCAUUGUUCUUCUGAAGUCAUGAUUGAUCACUGCAUUGAUCAGAGUUCUGAAGUCUUUCAAGGUUGCUUUCAUUUACAUUAUUGUGGUUGUAGUGUAAAUGGUUCUCCUGCCAAACCCACUCUCCUUACUCAUCUACAUAUAUUCCUGAUGGAAAAGAGAGGUUUGCUUGGUAUAUAACCAUCAAUUCCAAUCCUUCGUUUAAUGUUUUUGAAGAGACAAUGUGGUAUAGUGGAAAGAGUACUGGAUUUGGAAUCCCAUUUCUAUUAUUUAUUCCCAUUGUGACCUCAUACAAGUCACUUAAUUUCUCUGGACCUCAGUUUUCUUCAUUUGUAAAAUGAGCAGGUUGAACUUAGAUGAUCUCUAAGGUCCCUGCCAACUCUGAAUCCUAUAAUCCUGUGAUAGAGGAUGGGGCUAAGGCUGUCAACUUCUUGGGCCCACUUCAGUAAUUUUUUGUGGGAACUGGGGUGCUUUCUAAACAUGACAAAGUGGGCUAAUCCUUUGGGGAAACUUGAACCAUAACAUUUGUAGAUGAAUAAUAAAAGUGUUAUGUGUACCCCACACUCCCCUCCCUUUGCCUCUCGGCACCCCGCCCUUGCCUAGGUCUUGAGCUAGAGCCCUUUGUUUUCUGUCUUUUCAGCUACUAUUUCCCGACAACCCCUUGGGGCAACUUCGGGCACUUCACUGAAAUCCCAGUCCAGCCUGCCUAGCCCCCAGCCUCUCCAGAGCAGUCAGGCACUCCCUCCGGCUACACCAGCUCCAGCAUCAGCCCCCACCCCACAGCAGGAGCUUCAGGCCAAAAUCCUCAGCCUCUUUAAUAGUGGUGCCGCCACUGCUGCUGCAGCUGUUGUGGCCAACAGCAGUCCUACCCCUGCCACAGCUCCCCCUGCAGGCACACAGAACCAGAAUUUUGCCACCAUGGCUAACAACCAGUCUCAACAAAGAUCACAGGCCUCAGGCAACCAGCCUCCAAGUAUCUUGGGACAGGGAGGCUCUGCCUGCAACGUAGGCCCCAGGCCCGGGGCGCCAUCUCAAGGGCUCUUCGGCCAGUCCUCCAAUCGCCUGGCACCUGCAAGCAAUGUUGCUGGCCAAAGGCCAGUGUCCUCCACAUAUAUCAACUUUGAUAAUCCAAGUGUACAGAAAGCCCUGGACACCCUGAUCCAGAGUGGCCCUGCCCUUUCUCACCUGGUGAGUCAAACCACAGCACAGGUGGGACGAUCCCAAGCCCCUCUGGGAUCCUACCAGAGGCAUUACUGAUGCCAAUCUAUCAAUCCCACUCUCUCUUCAUCCCCACUCCUCCCUUCUCCUCCCAUUUACCACAUUCUUAGAGUUUUUCCAAGGGUGUUCCAGCCACCUGACCACAUCCAUAUUGAAUGUCAUGAGCCCAUAUCGCCACCUUUCCUUCCCACACCCAGCUUUGUUACUGAUCUCCCUCCAAGGGCAGAGUUUGAUAGGCUUCAAGGUUUAUAAAGCUUAUGUUAGGGUGUCUGCAUUCCUUGGUCUCAGGUGAUGAAGAAGUUGAGGCCUGGGUUUGUCCCUUCCUUAAGGCAGCUGAAAUAUGUUUCUGCUCCACUUAGUUUGGAAUGAUAUUUGUUUAUCAUGGUCCAGAGCCAUUGCCUCUUCUCAUUCAGUCACCAGCCUCUUUAGGAGGAUGCAGCAUUGAAAGGAAAGCUUGCCAAUUUAACAUAGCACAAACUGAUAUUCUUCAAAACCUACUCAAGAGGGAAUCAAAAAAACAACUGGCAAACUGGGAUUAAGUAGAUAACUGUCACUGAAGUCGCCUCCUUCCAGAAAAGAAGGCAAAAACUAGGAGAGAGGCCAAUUUGGGGUUUAAUAAAAUCUUCCCUCCUCCCCGACACAGGGUUUGGGGAAGGCAUUGGCUACAGUGUAACCAUGAAAGCUUAUUAUUAGCAAGGCCAUUUCAACUCUUCAGGGUUUUUGCAUUUAAUUUAGCCAUUCUUACAGACCAAAUAGCUCCACUCACUAACAGUUUAGCCCAGAUUGGAUGCCCAUCUCCUGGUCCCCCUCCUGUGACUGGCCUAGAAGCUCUCCCAGGUGGAGGAUGGGGAAGGAGCCUAUGUUAUAUAACUUAGGCUAAUUCAACUCUAGAACUGGCCCUAGAAUUCCAUUUUCUCAAGAUUUUUUUUUAAGCCAAUUAGCUUGGAGAAACAGAAUGUUCAUCUCAACCCACUUGUUUGGUUUUUUGAGGAGAGGAGUUGUGAGCAAGGGAUAAUUUGAGGGCAGAUGUUCUAGCAGCUGCAGUACAUCUUGGUGUGGACACCCAACCUUCAGUUCCCAAGUUUUGAGCCUGAAUGAAAUUGUUGGUAGGAGAGCAUCUGGCUUCUGCUCUCUGUUGGCACCAAAGGAAACUGCUCUUUCCUUGGGGACAUGCUCAUUCCAUCCCUCUGAGCCAAAGCUUCUAGGGUUUGGGAGGGCCAGAGGGUUGAGACCUCUAGUUGUGCCAGUGCCUGCAGCUGUUUGAACAUGGUUUAGAAAACUCAAAGUCCCUUAGGUGGCAGCUUUUUAUGUUCCAACUUGUUUCUGUUAUAUAGUGUUUUUUUUUUCUCUUUGAAACUCUUGUGUUGUUAAUAAAAUAAGAACAUUACUUUUUAAUUAAAGAAGAAAAAUGUGAAAA
Messenger RNA from Monodelphis domestica (gray short-tailed opossum), 6056 nucleotides. The record is from RefSeq and is a predicted model, not a curated record. Lineage: Eukaryota; Metazoa; Chordata; Mammalia; Didelphimorphia; Didelphidae.